Messenger RNA from Ilyonectria robusta, 813 nucleotides. RefSeq lists its product as uncharacterized. Gene Ontology annotation, molecular function: oxidoreductase activity, acting on the CH-OH group of donors, NAD or NADP as acceptor. NCBI's taxonomy places the organism in Eukaryota, Fungi, Ascomycota, Sordariomycetes, Hypocreales, Nectriaceae. The transcript has a single exon. The coding region runs from base 1 to 813 and encodes 270 amino acids. The record is from RefSeq and is a predicted model, not a curated record.
AUGCUAAGUUUGAAGGGAAAGGUUGCCCUAGUCAUUGGACUGGGGCAGACAGGAACUGAAGGAUGGGGCAUUGGAGCAGCAUGCGCAGUGUUAUUUGCCCGACAAGGAGCUGUCAUCUUUGGUGGUAACAGAACCAUCGCUUCAACCUUGAAGACCAGAGAAGCCAUUGAGGCUGAAGGUGGCCAAUGCGAGAUUGUCGCGACCGAUGCCACCAACUCGGAGUCUGUGAAAGCCCUCGUGGAUGCCUGCAUGGCUAAGCAUGGCCGGAUCGAUAUCCUCUUGACCAACGUGGGUCAGUCUCAACCGGGAGACCCUGCAACCAUGUCCGAGGAGGUCUGGGACUCGCAGAUGGACAUCAACCUGAAGAGCGUCUAUUUGGCCUGUCACCACGUCCUUCCAAUCAUGGAAAAGCAGGCCACUGGAGGCUCCAUUGUGUGUGUAUCCAGCAUCGCGGGCAUGAGAUACAUCGGAAAGCCACAGAUUGCAUACAACACUACCAAGGCCGCCAUCAUGCAAUUUGUCAAGGCCACCGCCGUCAGUUACGCCAAAAAGGGCGUGAGACUCAACACAGUCGUGCCAGGGCUGAUGGACACCCCUUACACCAAGAGUUUGGCAGAUCGGUUCCCGUUACUGGGUGGUUAUGAGCAGUUUUGCGAGACGAGAAAUAACCAAGUGCCAAUGGGCAAGAUGGGUGAUGCAUGGGAUGUUGCAAAUUCGGCCUUGUUCCUAGUUUCCGAUGAGGCAAGGUACAUUACUGGUCAAAAGAUUGUGGUAGAUGGGGGUAUUACUUCGUCGACUGGGAGGACUUUGUAG